GGUUGGUGUGGAAGAUCGCAAUUCUCCCGCCGGAGGCAGCAGCUAGCCUGCGCGAGAGGGUGUGGGGCCGGGGGCGGGACCUGGGCUUAAUGAAGGUCCAAGGGGCCCGGGACCAGGCGAGCUUCAUCUCAUCUCUGUGGACCUUGCGGCACUGCACCAGCCACCAGAAUGGAGAGUAGGUGCUAUGGCUGCGCUGUCAAGUUUACCCUCUUCAAGAAGGAGUACGGCUGUAAGAAUUGUGGCCGGGCCUUCUGUUCUGGCUGCCUUAGCUUCAGUGCAGUGGUGCCCCGGACUGGGAAUACCCAACAGAAGGUCUGCAAGCAGUGCCACGAAGUCCUGACCAGAGGAUCUUCUCCUGCCAAUGCCUCCAAGUGGUCACCACCUCAGAACUAUAAGAAGCGUGUGGCAGCCUUGGAAGCCAAGCAGAAGCCCAGCACUCCCCAGAGCCGGGGCCUGACCCAACAAGACCAAGUCAUCGCUGAGCGCCUCGCACAGCUCCGCCAGCAGAACAAGCCCAAGUCAGUGGCCUCACAGGCAGAGAUAGAAGCGAGACUAGCUGCGCUGAAAAAUGAAACCCAGGGUUCCAUCCCUUCCACCCAAGAGACGGAGGCACGGCUUGCUGCACUGCAAGGCAGAGUUCCACCUUCUCAGAUGUCCCGGGCGGCACAUCAACCACCAGACACAAGGACCCAGGCCCAGCAGGCACAGGAUCUGCUGACACAGCUGGCAGCAGAGGUGGCUAUUGAUGACAGCUGGGAACAAGGAGGCCCAGCUGCCCCUAUCCAGAAUGACCUCAACCACGGUGGCCCAGGGGGCCAGAGCACUAAUUCCCAGGGACAGGCCACCUGGUCCCUGGAAGAGGAGAAGAGCAGGUUGCUGGCUGAGGCAGCGGUCGAGCUGCGGGAGGAGAACACGAGGCAGGAGAAGACCCUGGCCCUUGCCAAGCGCCUGGCCGUGCUGCGGGGACAGGACCCCGAUAAAGUGACCCUCCAGGACUAUCACCUCCCAAACAGUGAUGAAGAGGAGGAUAAGGAGACAGCCAUCCAGAGAGUCCUGCAGCAGCUCACCGAAGAAGCUGCCCUGGAUGAGGCAAGUGGCUUUAACAUCCCCGUGGAGCCUGCUCUCAGAGCCCGGGCCCAGUCCUGCAGGGCAGAGUCCGAGGCCCAGGCCCAGGCCCCCAGGCCCGAGGAUGAGGAAGAGGAGCUCCCCUGGUGCUGCAUCUGCAAUGAGGAUGCCACCCUGCGCUGCGCCGGCUGCGAUGGAGACCUCUACUGUGCCCGCUGCUUCCGGGAAGGCCACGAUGCCUUUGAACUUAAAGAGCACCAGACGUCUGCCUACUGCCCCCAGCACAUAGGCCGAGAACACUGAGGAAACCAAGGAGGCAAUCCCAUGGUCAGUCGUGCAGGCUUGGGCACAAGUCAAGCUAGACUGCUCAUGGACAUGCCGUUUCCUGAGCCUCAGUGUCCCUGGAAGCAGGAAAGAUUCUCCAUUUAGGACAAUAACUGGGGGAGCCAGAGGGAGGACAGAAGUCAGAAGCCGUCCAACAGCCAACCCUUGACUGGGAGUGAGGCAUGGUGAGACUGAACCUAAGGGUGAUGAGCCUUAGAACUUGCUCAAGGACUCAGGGCCCUCCCCUGGCACUUAAUGGAUCUAAUAAAGAAUGCUGAUUCCUUGAGA
Molecule: messenger RNA, 1677 nt
Organism: Suricata suricatta (meerkat)
Lineage: Eukaryota; Metazoa; Chordata; Mammalia; Carnivora; Herpestidae
Gene: ZFYVE19
Product: zinc finger FYVE-type containing 19
Exons: 11
Coding region: 169-1368 (399 amino acids)
Biological process (GO): abscission; mitotic cytokinesis checkpoint signaling
Cellular component (GO): cleavage furrow; midbody; centrosome
Molecular function (GO): metal ion binding; phosphatidylinositol-3-phosphate binding
Source: RefSeq, a predicted model, not a curated record